CAGCUGACCCCUACUGGUGAGCAGGCAGCAUUGCAGGUUUCCGCUCCUCUCGCGAUAUUGACGCACUUUGACUGGACCAUAACAGGAAGCGCAGACAUGGCAGCGGUGUACGGAGGAGUAGAGGGUGGGGGGGGUCACUCCAUUGCCUUGUUAGUGUCAGCAGAUGGAAAGAUCCUGGCCGAGACGAAGGGACCGUCCACCAACCACUGGUUGGUCGGGGUGGACAAAUGUAUUGAAACCAUCAAUGACAUGGUCCAGAGAGCCAAGGUGGAGGCAGGACUGGAUCCAAACACGCCACUAUGCUCAGUGGGCAUGUCUCUAAGUGGAGGGGAGCAGAAGGACGCCAUCGACAAACUGAUCGCACAGAUGAAGGAACGCUUCCCCGCUCUCAGCCAACACUACUUCAUCACCACUGAUGCCAUCGGCGCCGUGGCGACAGCCAGCGAUCAGGGAGGCGUGGUGUUGAUAUCAGGAACUGGCUCUAACUGCAAAUUAGUCAAUCCCGAAGGCCCACCAAUCGGCUGCGGAGGUUGGGGUCACAUGAUGGGCGAUGAGGGAUCAGGAUACUGGAUCUCUCAUUUGGCGGUGAAGACGGUGUUCGAUGCCAGAGACGACCUGGUCGCUCCUCCUCAUGACAUUACACAUGUCAGAAAACUCAUGGAGGAAUACUUCCAGGUUACAGAUCUGAUGGGCAUGCUGCCACACCUCUACAGGAACUUUCAGAAGUCCCACUUUGCUGGUUUCUGCAAGAAGCUGGCUGAAGGUGCAGAAGCAGGAGACGCUCUCUGCAAGUACGUGUUCUCCCAGGCUGGAAGAGUUCUGGCAAAACACGUAGAAGCAGUCUUACCUUCAGCACAAGAGCCUCUAUUGAGCGGUGACCUCGGCCUGCCCAUCCUGUGUGAGGGCUUAGUGUGGAGGAGCUGGGAGUUUCUGAAGCCAGGGUUCACUGAGGUCUUGGAUAAAUUGGCAUCAUCUGACAGGUUCAAAGGCCGUUUCCAUGGCUACAGCCUCCUGGUUUUACAGCAGUCUUCAGCCCUCGGCGGCGCUAGCCUGGGAGCUCGGAGCAUGGGCGCCACCAUAACUAUGGAUUACGCAGCCAACACCAAAAUCUUCUACAGACACAGUUUUAACAGCAGCCAAUGAGAGUUCAGCUGCACAGUCUGUAGAUCAGCUCAAGGGAAAAUGUAAUGAUUAUUAGCAUCUUCGCUAAUCAGAUUAUAAUGAUAAUAAUGAUUAUGUAAUUCUGCUACAGUGCUUGAUUUGAUCAGCUGCAUAUACAGUGGUAUAGUACAGGGUAUACAUUCAGUUGGCAUCAGGUAUACCCACUUCUGAAUCCCCUCUGAUGUGCAUCAUUGCAAGCAGCAGAAGUUGUGACAAUGUUUAAAUAUUACCGAGACAUUUUUAGGUGAGCUAACUAUGUAAGAGUAGCCUCACUGUGUCACUGUUUAUUCUUUGCUGGGCACUUUAAAGGAAACUGGCAUUAUGAAUGAAGUGUAUACCCACUUCUCCAGUCACCACUACACCACUGUGCACAGGGGAUAUUCCAACAGUGUAAUUUCUAUCAUUGCAAAUCUUUGCACGUUGAGAACACUUGCUUACAUUUGACAUUUCUCAUGAAAAGAUUGUUAACUUGACAGAACUUGAAUAAUCAAGAUAACUGAAGUUCAAUUUAAACAUAGUGACAAAGUGACCGAAAUAUUAUAAAACCUUCAACACCAAAGUACUACAGUAGCACUACUGGGAUGGCAUACAUGAUGCAGUACUUUGUAUAAAGCAGUGAUUCUGUUUGAAUCUCUAAAAAGGCCAGGAAAGGACAGAAAUGCAGAACAGGUAUGUGUGUGUGCUGCCACAUGCACUAGAUUAAAUAUCAAUAGAAUAAAUACAGUUUGAUUAAAAACAUUCCACUGACUCCUCAGUUUAGCUUCACCUGGGUGGGAUGGUGCAUUGAGAUUACUCUACCAGAGAGAAAUCAAACAACUAUCAGAUGAUUCCCAUGAAACACCAGAAGGUAAAAAAAAGCUAUUUGAUUUAUCUAGUGUUAAUUUUCUCUCAUCUUUGGGUUGAGUUUUGCAAUAGCGUGCCUUGAUUCUUUGUUUUUUAUCUGGUAUGUUUUGAAUUGAAAUGAGAUCUCUGCUGCUGCAUCUUUUAUCACCGCUGCACACAGUUGCUGACCUUUUUCUCUCUCUUGUACAUGGAGUCUGCAGCCUGGAGGCAAACUUAUCACCCUCCACAAACUGCACCAUUAUGUCAGUCAGCAUUACUAUUACAAAACCCAAAACUCAGCUCAUGCAGAGCAACUUUUCUCUUGGAUUUUUUCUUUUCUUAUUAUUAUUUCAACAACUUCUGAGGAUGUGUUUAAAUUCUGCUUUUACUUUGCGCAAUGAUUUUCCCACAACCCGUACAAUUCUGUUAUUUUAUUUCAGCCAAAAUAAUGUUAGAGAAGUGUGAUUAAGUUUUGUUGUCACGAUGCACUAUGAACAGUUUACUUGUACAGUCAGUGCAGAUCAAAUUGUUUCCUACUAUUAAAAAAUGCAAAUUAA
Messenger RNA from Larimichthys crocea (large yellow croaker), 2540 nucleotides. RefSeq names its product N-acetylglucosamine kinase (gene nagk). NCBI's taxonomy places the organism in Eukaryota, Metazoa, Chordata, Actinopteri, Sciaenidae. The record is from RefSeq and is a predicted model, not a curated record. Gene Ontology annotation, molecular function: N-acetylglucosamine kinase activity. Bases 97 to 1143 code for a protein of 348 amino acids. The transcript has 10 exons.